CCCGUGUUCACCCCCCGUGUUCAUCCCCCGUGUUCAUCCCCCGUGUUCACCCCCCGUGUUCACCCCCCGUGUUCACCCCCCGUGUUCACCCCCCGUGUUCACCCCCCGUGUUCACCCCCCGUGUUCACCCCCCGUGUUCAUCCCCCGUGUUCACCCCCCGUGUUCACCCCCCGUGUUCACCCCCCGUGUUCACCCCCCGUGUUCACCCCCCGUGUUCACCCCCCGUGUUCACCCCCCGUGUUCACACCCCGUGUUCAUCCAUGA
This is a messenger RNA of Volvox carteri f. nagariensis, 264 nucleotides long. RefSeq lists its product as uncharacterized. The record is from RefSeq and is a predicted model, not a curated record. Lineage: Eukaryota; Viridiplantae; Chlorophyta; Chlorophyceae; Chlamydomonadales; Volvocaceae. The transcript has a single exon. The annotation marks the transcript as partial.